AUGUCCGACGAUGCAGUGUUUUCACGGGUCAAUCUCUCCAUCGAUGUUCAUGCUCGAGUGCUCAUAUGUUGCCACGACGUAUGCCGCGUUGCCCUUUCCCCCAUCCCUGCUCAAGUCAGCCAGCAUCUCCGAAAGAAGCAUAAUAUACCUGCUGCUGAGCGACGUCUGGUGACCGAUCUCUUGAAGGCUCGCAUCCCACCACUACAGAGUCCAUCUGAAGCUCUUGUACGACAAGAUGGCUCAUCCCUAGACCCGAACCUGCACCUCGUACACGGGUUUACGUGCAAGUUCUGCAUCGAACGUACGGGCAGCUCGCAGGUCAUGUCUCGUCACAUAACUUCGGCGCACGAGAAGCAAAGACUCCAGCUGGGAGUGCGAAGGAAGGCCAUGUACGAACCUGUAUUCCUUCAAGCGUGGACUAAAAGUCCUUCGGGAGGACGUUACUGGAUUGUCGAAUAUGGCGGGUCUACAACCAGACCAGUCGGAGGCAAGGAAGUUUACGACCAUCUUAAAGAUGUUUUCGAGCGUGAGAGAGGCCGACAGAAAGGCUUGUCAGGUGAGGACUUAGCGAAUGGGAUUGGCACCACUAGGGACUCACAACCCACAACAUUCACGGAUCUCAGGCCCUGGCUGGAGAGAACCGGCUGGGAACGGACUUUUGAGGGAAUCGACCGAGAACUGCUGAGAAACCUAACCACCGCGCCCUCUCCUGCGACUUCACACCGGGGCCUGAUACUGAAAGGCAGUGGUAAUCGCUCUGGCCAUGUUCGUUCCGAUGAACGGACGAUAAGCUCGGCGGAUGACGAACGCAAAAUCACUGCUCUUAUCACCGCCGUGGACGUGGUAAUGGACCGCUGCGAGCAAACGGCGCGGACAACAGGCAGAAGUCUUCUAUGCUGGUUGCGUAGUGUACGUCCUCACGGGUGCUAUGCUAAGCCAUUCACAUUUGUGGGAAAGGCGGCAAGCAGGAGGAAAUAUAUCCGUCUCCUCAAACGCUUUGUCGCUAUGGUCUUUCGAGCUUAUCGCCUACCUGCGGGCAUCCGACAGCGCCAGGCCGGCAUCCGUUUCAAGAAAUCGCAGCUUCGAUUGAUAUCAGCACUGUGGAACCACGAGGCUUGGACCCAGCAUGAUGCUUUGACCGAGCAGCUCUGGCGAUCUAUGAAGCUAUCUGACGGGGCCGAUAUUGAGGUUGACUGGGAUGUAGAGAGCACUGAUGGAGAAGAAAAUCGCGAAGAUGAAGACGAAGAUGACAGCGACGAUCAGAGUAGUGCUAUGGGUUCUGGCGACUCUGAGACCGACGAUAUGAACGAUGGGGAAGAGGAGAGUGAAGGGGAAGAUCACGAUCAGAACGAGGAUCAGAACGGUAAGACUAGCGCGAUGAGAGAUUCUGGCGGGGAAAAAACACCACCCUGGAUCGAAGAGGUGCUGGAAUUCCUAUUCGGACUAAUCAUGGCAUUUUGUACGGAAGAAGUCAUGGAUGGCCGCCCAGAUUCAACGCUGCUGGUGUAUUUCAGUGGUGUCCUUGGAUUCUCGGCUGAUCUCACUGGUUUCCUUCCGGCCAGGUCAUACACGUCUAACCUUGCGGCACUGAUAUACAUACAGCGCCUUCUCUUCCUCGAGUACGCUUUACCAGCGCAGGGCUACCCUAGUCUUGGAAUUGCGAGACGCCCUCGGACGGGUCAGAUCGCACGGCUGCAGAAUGUUCGUCAGGAAUACCUUGUCCUCGGAUCACAGUCACCGUUCGAAGAGUUAUUUUCCCUACUCGCAUUCGGCAGGGCAAUAGCAGGCUCAGAAACACCUGCCUUCCUCCUCAAAUGGAGCGAUGACGGUCAGACUUUGUCAUACAGAGACGACAUUGCGGUUCACAUGGAACAGUUCCGACGUCUCCCGAAGGUGCUUUUGGCGCGCGCGGAGUCUCUUUGUGAGCAGUUGAUGUAUGGAUGGAAACCGCCAUGCGAUCUCUUUUCCAUUAAGGACGACAUGGCAAACACGACACACGGCUUUUCAUUCGUUAGUCACCCGAAGAACGGGCUGGCAGAGGCUUAUUUGGAACUCUCUUUGAAAGCUUGCACCAGUCAAGUGGGCCCUCUUUCGCGCAAAGGGCGAUGGGAUCAGAAGGCGAUACUCGCAUACCUGAAGAAGGAAGAAGCAUUGCGCGAGAUCCUGGCAGGUCUGAUGCUCACGACGUGCGGAGGUCAGCCCCGUUCACCAGACCUGCUCAAUGUCCGAGUGCGUAAUCACAGGACUAGCGAACGUGGUCUCUACGUAUACAACGGCUAUAUGAUCUAUGUCACUCGCAGCCAUAAGGCAAAGCGUUCGACCAAUAGGGAAUUCAUUGUCGCUCGGUUUUUCCCUUCUCAGGUCGGUCACUUGAUGUAUACACACCUUGUGUAUAUUCGUCCUUUUGUGGACAUGCUUGCUCGAGAGCAACAGCCACACGUCGAUGCCUGCUCUCCAUUUCUCUUCCGGAGCCGGCGCGAGUCUGACAGCCCCCAUUGGUCUACCGAACGCCUCACCAAUACCAUCAGGCGCUUCACACGAGAGGUUUGGGAUCAGGGUAUUACGCUGCGCCUCUUACGGCAGAUCUGCAUUGGGAUCGCUGAUAAGCACGUUCGUGAGUGGCUGACCACCCUGAAGAUCCCGCGAUACUAUGAUGUCAGGGGGGCCUGCAGCAUAUGUGGGCACGGAUGGCUCGUUUGUGACGAGAUGGCACGAGGAGAGCUAGCCCGUCAGAAAGCACGUAGUCAAGGGAGCAACAGCGGGAAGACAAACCUGAUGAAAGAGUAUGAUGCUGUGCCUGAUCCUGAUGGCUACUGUAUGAACAAACCAGUGGUUCGCAGAAUCAUCGCGGCGUUAUGCGCGUACGAUGAUCAGAUUCUCGGCAAGGUUUUGACGAAGAUGACGCUCGAUCACGAAGGCAUCGAUCUGGCUUCGGAGAGUCAGGCAAGGCACUGGCUAGAGCAGCGAAUGCGGUCUCUAGACAAUUGCUGGAUUUCUAGGCUCGUAGCAGCAGUUCGGCCCGGUGCCGGUAUCGAGUCGCAUUUCCGGCACGAGCAUCAAAUAACAGGACAGACGCUAAAGGACAUCAAGGACUACUACAGUACUAUGGAUUUGGCCGAUCCGAAACUCAGUCAACUGCCGGCUGACGGUAGUGCGGCAAUUGAACUGCUCGACGUACUACACGGUUAUAGCUGCGCCGCAUGCAGGUAUCUCACAACGGCACGGGAUAAUAUCACCCGUCACUGGAGAGAGACAGGACAUGAGGCCGCAGAGAAUCGAUGGACUGAAGUUCGAUUGCAAACUUGGAUGCGUAGAAAGCAUGCGCGGUACUGGAUCGUUCGAGACCAUAACGAUAUUGAUAAUGCGUCAGAUGGUACCGGCAUAACGAGAGAUAGCGCGAUGGAAAAGAUCAUUGCCGACAGCCAGGCCGAGCUUAAAGCAGAAGAUGCCAUGCGGCUCCGGAAGGGCGACUUGGAAGAGGAUAUGGACCGGGAUUCGGCAUGGGUGAAGAGACUAGGCUGGGUGAGGCACUUUGACUCCCGGGAUUUGCUUGAUAUUUUCGAAGCAGCCGAGUGGAUAAGGGCGAAGGCGGUGACAGCUGGGCGAGUCCGGCAAGAAGACGAGCAAGCGGCUCGGGAACGACAACUAUUGCAGCGGCUUGGGCAAAGCUUCGAUCGCGAGGUCGACCGCUGCUGCUGGCGACUUGAUAGCGUGCCGACAGAGACGCUUCAAUGGCUCGCCAGCAUAACGGCAACAAGUCCGAGUGGAAUGCCGUUUGGACGAAAAGGCAAAGAGGCAUCGAUGAGCAAGUAUCGGUCCGUUGGUCAUCGGUACUUGAGCUUUUGCUGGCGAGCAUAUCGCAUAGGACGUGAAGAGGCGUUUGAGCGGUGGGCUAUUCGCUUUACGGAUGAGCAGUGGAGCUUGCUGCGUGAUGUAGUAGACGAGCUCGAGGGCGACGGAUUUCCCAGCAGUCAUGAUAGCGGCUUCUGCAGCGGCAGAGGCAGGGAGGAUGAGAGCGAUGACGACGACGAUGAGGACAAAGACGACGAGGCGACGGAUGACGAGGGCAUGACAGCUCCGCAGCAUGGAGCGCUCGACAGGGCUGUUUAUUUAUUUAUUGUUGCUUCGAUCAAAGCUCAUGUCGGAGGCAAUGCAUAUACGAACCCGCUGCUAUGCUUUUGUGCAGCACUGGGCAUCCGACCACGCCCGCUUGGUUACACAGAGCCGCACUUAUACACCGGCAUGCUGGCAGCCGUGCUGUGGUGGGCUCGGCUGUUUUUUUUGGAGGCGAUGUUUGAGAACCAGCCCCGGGAUCAAGAUGAGCUCGGGGCAGAGACAGUGCUUGCAUUUCGGGAUCAACAUGCUACAUGGAUGUGUGUUGGCACUCACACCGUCGUCAGCACGAUCAUUGGGUGGAUGGCAUAUGGGAAAGGCUGGCGCAAGAAAAUGGGCGGGCAGCCGUCGAUACGAUGGGCCGAGAACGGAGAGGCGUUGUUCCAUAACGGCGAGCGGAUCAUGGUCGACGAUUUCACUCGUACGCUCCGUGGUCAGGUCGUUGAAGCGCAGAAGUUGCUGGAUCAACUGUUUGGAGGGACGUGGGAGAAGGUCAGCCAAAAGAUCAAUAUGGGCAGGAUUGCUGACAGCAUGGUACGGCUAGGGGCAGGCCAGUCGUUUGCGACUAACCCGAAGAAUGAUUGGCUGGAACCCGGGCCGGCUAAGGCGAUGAGGCUGAUGGAACCGUCGAUUUGGGACUCAGCACGAAACCGUUGGAAGCGACGUGGAGUCAAGAAGUGGCUUCGAGACUUGCGACUACUCCGUGAGGUGCUUAUAGUGCUCGUGCACACAUGGGGCGGACUCCCGGGUCGGGGUCCAGAGGUGACAACGCUGCGGCACUGCGACUCGUGGCAGCUCAUACGGAACAUCUUCGUGACAGACGGGCAGGUCAUGAUUGUCACAGACCGAGACAAGAUGAAGGCGAUCCGCGACAACGCCCGCAAGGUGGCACGGUUCGUCCCCGAGCUGAUUGGGCGCAUGAUAGUUGGAUACAUAACGUGGUUAAUACCGGCUGAACGGGUGCUACGGCGGAAGUGUAAGCUAGCCGAGCCGCGCGGAGAGCAGCUGGAAUUCAUGUGGAGAGAUGGCAGCUCGCAGGUGUGGGAUACCGACCGGCUCAGCAGACAGCUGGCGCGAGUGAUGCAGGCAGGCACGGGGGUCAGGAUUGGGGUGGGACGAUACCGGCCGAUCGCGAUCGAGAUGGGACGACGAAUCCGAGGGCUGGUCGCGAAGCAGCUUGAGAGCCGAAUAGAGGAUGAGGAUGAGGAUGACAGCAUCGAUAUCGAUCCGACGACAGGCGAGCCGGUUGACUGUGGAGGAAGCUGGAAUAUUGUUUGGGAUUUGCAGUCAACGCAUGGGACACGGAUCGCGAGGCAGCAUUAUGCCGUACAUAUUGGCUUCCCCGGGAAGCUGCAGCCGGAAAUGAUUGCAACGUUCAAGGAGAUCAGCAAGCUAUGGCAUCAGUUUUUAGAGGGGGAGAGUGCAGAAGAGAAGGGGCCGAAGCGCAAGGGCAAGCGCAGGGGUAAGCAUCAAGCGGAGGGGCAACAGGGUACUGACGGCUCGGCUCAGACGACCAGGCGUAAGCGGGCAAAGACUGACAGAGCGGGACGAGACGUGGAGGAGGACAUGGCCGACGGGUUGCGAACGCUACUGGGACCGGAGGCGACUUGGCGGUCCGACAAGCAAGCCGAGAGCAUGCGAUCGAUCAUGUCGUUGAAGACGGGUCAGACAGCGAUCAACGUGCUACCGACGGGGGCUGGAAAGAGCAUAUUGUUCAUGCUGCCGGCAGUGAUGCGGGAAACAGGGACGAGCAUCGUGGUGGUGCCGUUCGUGGCGCUCAUGGAUGACUUGGUCACGCGAGCAACGGCCAUGGGCGUCGAUUGUAUCCGGUUCAGGUCGUCACUACAUGCCGGGCGAGAGGGCGUACCGCGGGCAGCACGGCUGGUGGUCGUCAGCGCAGACAUCGUUUCCAGUGCUGAAUUUUCAGGAUAUGCAGACGGGUUACUAUGUGCAGGCUUGCUACAGCGAAUAUUCGUCGAUGAGUGUCAUACAGUCAUCAUGGAUAUCGGGUAUCGCGCCAAGCUAGCAGACGAUCAUUACCGUUCGCUUUCACCCGACCGCUCGAUAAGGGAGGACCCAACAUUCCCAGCCGCCGACCGAAUACAGGUGGAUCUUCCAUACCUCGAUAGCUUUAUUGAGGCUCUUCAGGCUCAGGAGACACGGAGCGGCCUCGACUUCCUUGAGUCGCAAACCACGACAUAUGAUCGUAUCUUUAAAACAUUGUUUACUGCCGAGUGUCACUGUUCAGGUUCACAUGAGACUCAUGAUCAUGCACGGUCUCAUAGCCUUCAAGAAAGGGCGCGGUUCCUCCAAAAUUCAUUACCACCGCUCACGACUGUCUUUGACGAGCGCUUUGCCCAUGAAGCCACCAAAUACCUUCGCCAAUGGAAGGAAUUUCUUUCCGAUGAACCUGCUGAGCCUUUAUCUUUCCACAAAACCGAAGCUACUCUGGAGCGUGGUCCAGCCCAUGUCGAACGGCGGUGGGACGUCGAUAGUAUUUGGUUUGGGCCCAAGAGCCUGCAGGCUGUCCGCAAACCCGGCAUUUUCCGCUUGUCUUUUAUGCCGCCGUUCAAACGCAAUCUGUCCACGGAUCAGGUAAUCCGGCCGCACGGCCUCGAUCUUGCCACUAGCCGACAUAUUCUGUUUGGAUCAGUGAACACAUCAGGGGUUCGCUUUGACGUAUAUCUAUUCUUCCCCGAGGCCUCCAAAGCGUCUGCAUCACGCAACGGAUUGUCUCUGGAUCGCCAGAAGGACCUCUACGACAGUAUAAUCAUCCCGGCGGCGUUUAGUAGCAUCUCUGAUCCUCUCCGCCAAGAACUUCCUAGUGCUACAUACCAAAAUCAACUUUAG
Messenger RNA from Fusarium falciforme, 6963 nucleotides. RefSeq lists its product as hypothetical. Gene Ontology annotation, molecular function: nucleic acid binding; four-way junction helicase activity; ATP binding. The record is from RefSeq and is a predicted model, not a curated record. Gene Ontology annotation, cellular component: chromosome; cytoplasm. The transcript is spliced from 5 exons. Bases 1 to 6963 code for a protein of 2320 amino acids. Gene Ontology annotation, biological process: double-strand break repair via homologous recombination. Lineage: Eukaryota; Fungi; Ascomycota; Sordariomycetes; Hypocreales; Nectriaceae.